CUCCAGAUGGACGUCGCUGCCCUCCGCGCCGAGAUCAAGGCUUGGGAACGCAGCUUCAGGGCCAACCACAGCAGAGAUCCCUCCAUACAGGAGAUCAAGGACCAGCCAGCGAUCGCCGCAAAGUACAAGCUCUACAAGUCCCUCUCAAAGGCUGCCCCAUCCGGCAACCUCUCUCACUCUGCCCGCUCUUCCACUCCCCCGCCCUCUCUACCACGUCAACCACCUGCCUCAUCCAUCCUGACCAAGUCGCGAGCCGUCAAGGUCGAUCCUCCCGUUUCGACUUCCAAUCCAUUCUCUCCUGUCAAGAACAGGAACAAGUACCCGAACCAUGCUUCAUCAUCACAACGUGCAUCUAAUCAAUCGCGUUCGAAUCCCUUCGCUACCCCAUCCAAACCGAAGAACAAACCACAUGCUCCCCCUCGCUCGCCUUCUCCCGACCCCUUCCCACCCAUUGAGCCCCUCCUUCUGGUACCGCGCCCACCGUCGUCCCCCGCAGCAGAUUCUGCACUCACAAGAGCACGUAAACGUCUCCGAGGAGAACAGGUCUCACCCUCUCCAGUCAAGGAGAAGCGCGCACGUGUCUCCUCCCAGGCCACCCUCUCCUUCACGGGCCGUGCUGCUCUCCUUGAUAGCCCAGACGCGUCAGACGGAGAUGACUUCGCUGCGGAUGUCAAUGACUCGAUUAUUGCUGACACGCCCAUGAAGCCUCGCACGGGCGGGAGGAACUUCAAGGUGCUCUUCGAUGACGCGCUCACGAACGGCGAGAGACGUCCUAUGAAAGUGCUCUCGUCUUCCCACAAGAAGAGCGCUUCCUCAGCGUCUGGUUCUGGUUCGAAGCGGGAGAUAUCACGAGCCCUCACUCCCUCCUCGGACGAGGAAGAGGACUGGAGUUUGAAGCCCCGGCUGAAGAGUCUCGAAGUGUCCGCCGCGAUUCCGGCCAGGUCCGGACAAUCUACACGGCGUAUUGUCAACAAGAAGCGCGGUAUACCCGGGGCAUUUGUGCCGACGAAGGACGACUUACGUGCAGAUAUCGGACCGGCCAGCACGUCUCAAUCGAAAGGUCCUCCCGGUAUCUCCUCGAGCCUGUCGGGCGCCUCCAGCUCUUCUUCGCGAGCCGGCAACAAGCGUACAUUCCCGAAUGAUCUUGACGAUACCAACGACGACAAUACCACCGGCUCGAACGCUCUCCUAAACUUGCCUCUCCUUCCGCCGUCACCGCCUCCCCCAGAUGCAUCGAAACCUUCGGGACCGAUGUACGCCGAGAAGAGGAGGGGGAAGUCCGGUCCCCUCGGGCGGAAGAAGCCUAAGUUGCUUCACGGCGCCGACGGUGCCGACGACGAAGGCGCAGACAGCCUGGAGGACGACGAGAUCCAAGUCCGGGAACUUGACCCGCUCGCGCAGUUACCUGCAGCCGGUCACGUAGACGAUACGGGAUCCGAUUGGGAGGCGCACUGGGGAGCACGACAGGGGUCUUGCGAGUCGGCGGCGCUCCUUGCGUCUUCUGUCGAUCCUGGAAGGUUUGAAGUGACCCUGCCAGACGAAUUGCAGCGAGUGCUGGCCAUUUCGCCUGGCGGGCGUAAGAGGGAGACAGAAGAGGAGAAGGUCGUGCGAGGGCUUCUAUAUGGGAGCAGGGAGACUCAUUAUGACGCCGCUAAAGGGGGAGAGAUAUGGGAUGUCGGAGAGGAGUCUGAGCAUGGCGAAGGCACCGAAGAGGACUGGGAGGGCGAUCCUGUGCCCUGGGAAGCGGGGGAGUUGUAGGCUGUGUCACAGUAUGUGUCCACUCAUCUGUACGGAAUACUCACUUUGAUCUGCAUGCUUGACUUGCGCUGCACAAUCACCUUGCGACAGUGCUGUGGUCGUGCAGGUCGUGUGCGUCCAGUACAGAAGCUCCUCCCAUGGCAUAAACAUGCUCCUCCCCGAGACGUGUGGACGAGGCGUGUCGCGACUCACGUGAGGCGCGUGCUACCGUGUUAUGGGCGGCUGCGCACUGUCCGCCCGUGUUCUGGCAGAGCUUAUGUCCUCGUUGAUCGUGCGUGCUUACGAUUGCAGGUGUAGACCCCAGCGUUCUAUCAAUGUGCGACGAGCCACGACCACCAUGCGCCGGCGAGUGGACAGCGUUUCAGCCAACAGUAUAUUUUUCCGCCCUCACGUCUCUCGGAACUUCCUAACUCACCGUCGCAUUGUGCACCUCCGUGUGUCUGUCGAAGCACGACUCUGUCCAAUCCCGUACCCUCAGAUCCUCCACGAAGCUUCAUCUCCUUUCGCGUCAACUGCUAUAUCUAUUCCAGAUUGAACGUGCCAGUUCC
Messenger RNA from Dichomitus squalens LYAD-421 SS1, 2306 nucleotides. RefSeq lists its product as uncharacterized. Gene Ontology annotation, biological process: double-strand break repair via break-induced replication; DNA replication initiation; mitotic DNA replication preinitiation complex assembly. Gene Ontology annotation, cellular component: DNA replication preinitiation complex. Gene Ontology annotation, molecular function: DNA replication origin binding; single-stranded DNA binding. The coding region runs from base 7 to 1758 and encodes 583 amino acids. The record is from RefSeq and is a predicted model, not a curated record. The transcript is spliced from 2 exons. Lineage: Eukaryota; Fungi; Basidiomycota; Agaricomycetes; Polyporales; Polyporaceae.